CCAUCCAUUGCUCAUGCCUAGGUGCCCAACGACUACAUCAUAAAUAGGAAUUAAAGCAGGAAAUGUCAUUUGCCUUCGACAACAAUUACAGCCUUGAGCACAAUAAGCCACGCUCAUGUUACUAGCUAUUUUUGUAGUUAGCUACGUUUUUCACGGCGAUCGCUGGCUAUGUAGCUGGCCUGUUCGGUAUCAUUCAUGGCAAGAGAUUCAAAGACGGUGUCUGCUCUGAAGAAUCUUGGGUACCCUGGCAACGCUUGUUUGAGGCAAUGUAGUUGCGAAGAGCUUCCAUGCCGAGUUCUGUCCUGGCUGGUCUCUGAGCUAAGGUCAACCUGUCCAGAGGUACAGGGCGGCGACAAACAAGGUCGCACAGCGAGUGCUGUUCUGGUGGGGGAGCUGAGGACGCUACUUAGAGAUCUGCACUGUCCCUACGCUGCCCUGGCAACGGAGACACUAUCCCCUGCACUACUUAACACAGCUGCUGAGUUCCUGGUGACGGAACUGCAGGCUGCGAGGAUACUACGGCGCAAAGAGCGCCACCCGGAGGACGCAGCCUGCGACGACGGCACCGAGAAGGAACGGAGAGAGGGAGAAGACGGGGGACUGGAGUUGGAGGAAGAAGGGGGAGAAGGAGACGGAGGGGUGUGGAGUAGAGAGAAAGAACAGGAAGUGAAAGAGGAGUCCGACCGGCUCUUUCGGUCCCUGGGUCUGGAACCUUCCACUCGGCUGAGUGAUGUGUACGCUGAGGUGGAGUCGCGUGUCGCUGCGCUGCCAGGAGGCACUGUGCCCGAGCCGCUCCUGAAGACGACCCUGAAUUCUGAGCAGUGGCGGCGCCUCCACCAGAUCGACCUGGCCCUCGCUCAGGACUAUGAGUGCCGUCGAAACAUGAUGACCAAACGCUUCCAGGUCACCCUGCAGUCGUUCACCUGGGGUGAAAAGGGCCCGGAGCGCAGUGCGGUCCUGGCCUCCGUGCCACUCCUGUGCCCUGAGGCCCUCGACUCUCGUGUGUCUCUCUCCCUCCUGCUGGCCGCCAGGGAGGACCAGUCGCGCAUCCUCCCGGUCAAAGCCGGGCCCAGCACGGCCGUCCACAAGGUCCUAAUGGGGCACGUCCCGGACAGAGGGGGGCGGCCGGGGGAAAUCGAGCCCCCCAUGCCCUCCUGGGAGCGUCGCAGGGAUGGAGGAGGAGGAGGAGGAAGGGGAGGCGGCGCCGGCCACCAGCGGUGGGGCAACAAGAGGAAGAAGAAGAACAGGAAGAAAGAGCGGGGGGAAGAAGGGAGGGAUGCGUCUCCCGGUGCCAGCGAGCACGCUAGGGAACGAGGGAGGCGAGGGAGGAGUCCAGAGAAGACGGACGCGGUUCAGCGGCAGGAGAAGGGAAAUGAGGAGUAAAAGAGAGGGAAGGAGAGAAGGAGGGAGACGCAGUUUAAAUAUACCACAGGCACUGUAGUCGUUACCUAAAGGUUAGGGGUAGAGACCCUGGAUGUGAUGUCAUAGGUGAACAUUGAACAUGUAGAAAAUUGGAAUAUAUUUAAAAUGACAAUUUCCAAAUAUGGUGCUUUCUCCCCUUUAAUUGUGCGAAAUGUUGGGGUCAAGCAUCUUGAGAACUUUAAAUCUUUCUUCAUAAUCUUUAGUGAACUGGUUUGUAACUGACCACCGUAAAUGUAUGGGAAGGACUGUGGGAUAUUGUACUUUACACAGAAUUAGUCCGUAAAUGUAUUCGUUAGUAUGCCAGGAUGGUUUGCAGCUUCCUUAAAUAUGAUUGUGAACAUCUGGCAACAAACCAUGGUUUUAUUUUCAGAAAAGGACACACAAAUUUAACGUGUGUUUGUCUUUAAGAAGACAUGUUUAGUGUAGUUUAAUGAACAGGGUUUCAUUAAGUUUUGUUAACCUGGCAGUGCAUCAUUUGAGCAAGGUGCUCCCUCCGUUUCUCUAAAAGUGUAGACUUUAUUGGGGGCUAUCUAAGCCUUCCUUUUUUUGCCAUAUUCAGCAUAAGGCAUUAAAAACCACCAAAAUCCUCUAGGCCUCUUUAUACGUUUAAAAGAAAAAAAUUAAAUAAAGAAUUUGAGUUUUGUAUUUUUGUUGCUUUUUGUUGCGUCGUGGCUGUCGGACAAGCCACAGGAAACCGCGGAGGCCGGUUUGAAUAAAGGUGUGGGACACUGCA
Messenger RNA from Anguilla anguilla (European eel), 2155 nucleotides. RefSeq lists its product as uncharacterized. Bases 196 to 1383 code for a protein of 395 amino acids. NCBI's taxonomy places the organism in Eukaryota, Metazoa, Chordata, Actinopteri, Anguilliformes, Anguillidae. The record is from RefSeq and is a predicted model, not a curated record. Gene Ontology annotation, cellular component: tRNA-splicing ligase complex. The transcript is spliced from 8 exons.